AAAAACAGGCUCGGUGGCAUUCCCUGCAGCCACAGCUUAAAUAAUUAGUCCCAGACACUGACUACAGAGAUACCUGCUACGCCCUGAAAGGUGCUGCUUUUCCGGGAUUUUACCUGACAGCGUUAUUAAUCAUUUUAGUCUUGCCAACAGGAAGCCACCUUGCUGAGAGGGUGUGAUGACGGGAUUCAAAGCCGAACCCUGGCAAACUGUCAGCAAAACCACAUGAGAAACUUGUGGUGCUGCCUGUUUGAAAGCGGCACAGUAAUCCUGGAUCAGAGAGAACAAAGGGCCCCAGAGUGCUGGUGAUGUAAGCACUGUGUCCACUGCUUGCCCCCCCACAACUGCUCUCCCCUCUCCCACAUGCUGCCUGCCCAGGGGAUGAGGUGAGACAGGGAGGAAGGUCCCUGUCGUGGAGGAUCCCGAAGAGGCAACCGGUGUUAGCGGCAGGCUAACGGCAGUCUGUGUGCUGUCUCAGGGCCGCUGCUGAUGACCUGGGACCCAGUCGGAGAGGAGAAUGUUUUGACCGAAUCGCUGUACAGGAAUGUGGCUAAGCUGUGGGGAGUGGUGCAUCGGCUCAGUGUGACCAGCAGAAUAGACCACGGGACUUUUAUUGCCUCUUUACUACACUUUCCUUGGAAGGCCACGAUGCCAAAAGUUGGCGCUCUCUAAGUUCCCCAAUGGACUCGAUGCAGGACUCAAGUCGCACCAUGGGGGGUCUGAAUGCCCGUCUGAAGGGCUUCUUGGAGCAGGUGAACAGGCUGCAGGAGGCCAACCAGCGGCUGGAGGCUCAGAUCGCAGACUGGGGGGCCAGGAGCCCGCCACGCUCCCAGGACUGGACCCAGCAGGAACAGACUGUCAGCGAGCUCCGUGCCCAGGUUGGUAACCUGCUGAUGGAGAAUGCCCAGCUGGCAUUACAGUCUGAAAGCAUGAAAUCCAGAGCUGCUGCCAUCCAGGCCAGGUGUGAGACGGAGGAGAUUACCACCCUGCGUCUGGAGCAGCAGGUGGCUGUGCUCAGGGAGUCCAAGAGGAAGGUAGACCAGAGCAGCACCACCCUGCAGGCAGACCUCCGUCACUCCAUGACGGAUCUGCAGGAGAUGCACCGGGAGUUUGAGGCAGCCCAGGCUCUGCAGCUGCAGCGGGCCGGCUCCUGCGAUCUUCUGUUAGCAGCAGCAGGAGGGGAGUUGGAGGAUGGCACAGCGAUGGAGCUCACCCAGCUCCUCGACCGAAUCACAGCGCAGUGCGACCAGGGAAGGAGUCCCAGCCUGGGGGCCGGGUCCAAUCUGCUCCCUGGCUUCGCUGGGCCCAGCCACUCUGGGGAAGCAGCAUCCAGGACACACGGAGGAGUUCUCAGUGAUGAAGAGGCAGCAUGGGCGCAGGUGAGCCUCGGCGGCGCCGCCCUGCGGGAGGCCCGGGCCGAGCUGGCCGAGGCCCGGAAGCAGUGGCACUCCCUGCAGGUGGAGAUUGAGACCCUGCAUGCCUUGGAGAAAGGCCUGGAGAGCUCUCUGCAGAACACCCAGCGGCUGUACUCCAGCCAGCUGCAGGACCUCUCCCAGGUGAUCGCUGGGCUGGAGAGUGAGCUGGAGCAGGUGAGGAGCGGCCUCGCCACCCAGCGUCAGCGCCACAGCCAGCUCCUCAACACCAAGAUGAGGCUGGAGCGAGAGAUUUCCACUUACAGACGUCUGCUGGAGCGGGAGGAGGGCAGGCACAUGGGCCAAAAUGGGCAGCCAAUGGGUCUGCGUCCCUGGAGGUUUUCCAUGGAGGAACCUGAGAACGGGCUAGAGAAUGGCUUCAGUGACCUGGCUGUUACUCCCGACGAACCCAAGUCCGAGCCCCUGCCUGAAAUACCUUCACUCCUCCCUGCAGAGAGUGGACAAAAGAAAAGCAUACUGCGAAGACAGCAAAGCCUUUUGGUUCUUACAGACCCAGAGCAAGAUAAAGACUUGCCAAUCUCCACUGUGAAGACUCAGGAGAUUCUUCAGGGCAAUGUGGUGCGGGAGAGUGCGGAGGGACACGGCACCAUCGAGACAGAGAAUAUUGACAAAGUGAUAAAGCAGUGGGAGGGCUCUUUCUUCAGAGGGAAUCCCAAGCUGCGCAGGAAGUCCGUGUCGCUGCGCUUCGACCUGCACAUGGCUGCGGCCAACGAAGGCUGCGCGCAGACCAAACAGGACAGCCUGCCCGACGUGGAGGUGUGUCUGAUCAUGAAGAGGUCUCGCAGCAUCCCCACCAUCACACAGUGACCGCUCUGCCACAUCAACACUGCUAUGUUGUACCACGGGUUAUGUUGACGUUACAGACAUUACAGUGACACCUGGGAUAAAACCUCCCAUUGCCAUGCUUAAUAUAUAUUUCAAAAGACAACAUUCAUUGAUUUUCGCUUCAAUACUGACUCAGAUUUCUCUAAUCAAAUGUUGCAGGAUUAGCAUUAUGCAUCAGGCUUUUGUGCUGGCCCAUGUUUAGAGUGUCAGUAAACUAAAUUAAAAACCUUGGACCUUAAUUCACUCCCUUACAGAGGAUAGCAAUUUAAUAUAUGAAUCAGAUAUCUUUGUUAUCAUUCUAGUUGACAAAAAAGCCUCUUAUUACUGUCAUUGCUCAGUAUGAGGUCACUCACUGUACAAAAUAGAUUAUAUAUCAUAUGACUGCUUUACUACUGCAUUUCAUUCUACAUGUGUGAAGUCACAGACUAUGACCUUCUGUGACGUAAAGGUAUAUUUAUUUUUAUUUUAGGGACUGUAUGAACAUUUCUAUGAAAAUAUUAGUGGAGGGUAUUUUUUAGCAAUUGAUUAUAAAUGUUUCACUAUCCAAUAGCAAGUCCCACUUUCACUUAAAUCUCCAUGGAAAGCAUAUAAAUAUAGGGUAAUGUGCCAUAUAAAGUCAUAGUGAAUAUGAAUGUGAUGUCAUCAACAGCAAUUCGGCCAUCUUUGAAGGACACCAGCGAAAGUAAACAAUGGACUUAAUCUGUACGGCGAGCGGAGUAGAGCAUAACUCUUUCUCUUCAAACCUUUUAAACAUGGUCUGGAGGCACUGUUAUGUCAUUGGCUGUAAAUAAACAACUCUCAUGACAAACCAUGGGAUUACAUUUUAUACUUUUAUAGCUAAAUUAAAAAGAGGAUGACAUAGCGAACAUCAGCAAGGAACGCUGAAUGUGUUGAAUGGGAGCCAUCUGCUGACUGUCUGAGAAUUGUCGAAGUGUUGAGAAUUGCUCAAAUACAGUAACACAAACCACUCCACCGGGGAUACGAUUUUAAUCAUAAAUGCUGCAGUUUACAAAAACAUACUGGUAUUUUAACAUGCGUGAUUAGCCAACGUUUUAUCAGCACUCAAGUUAGCCUAACAUUAGCUCUCUUACCUCUGUCCAGAUGAUUUUAUAGUUGUCAUUAAAACUGUCGAUUUGAAGGUCUUGUAUCCACCUAUUUAACUUGACUUAUAUUAAAUAUGUUUAAAUUGCAGAUGGGUGUAGGCACUAGUAACAGUGAUCAGUCCAUUCUUCUCUUCAUAAGUACAGAUGUCAAUAAUUAACCACAUUUAUUUUAUGAUUAGCGCUCCUCUGUUUCUGCCGAAAGCUCUCAUUUGUAAGGGCAUUUGUAUUUUGCGCAUACUUUAUUCAAAACAGCUGAACGCUAUUGACGGCUUGCUAACGUUGCUAUAGAUGUUAUCCUCCUAAAAUGGCCGCGAAUGCACCGCGGUUCCCAAUCCCUGGAGACAGUUUUAGGUUUGAAAUAAAUAAUGGUUCGAAUAUUCAAAAAACAGAAGACAAUAUUGUGUUAUGUGUUAAUUAAUUGUAAUUAUAUUACUUUGAUAUAUUUUGGGGAGGGUGUUGCAAAUUUCUCCUAGUCAAGUAGAAGGUCUUUCAAAAAUAUCAAAAAUGCUGAAGAAGGCAUGUUUCCACCCAGAUCAUUUCCCCGCAGUCCAUAAAUGCUUGCACAGCAGACACAUGCAGCACUAAAAGAACAAAUCCAGAUUGUGUGCACUUUGAGGGUCUUUUGUCAUUGCAGUUCAUUUUCUUUGUGGCGGGAAACACCUUUACAGCUCAAACUGAUACAUACAUCGUCGCAAACAAAGAACACUGCUCACUGUGAGCACGCCGUGUCUCAGAUCAUUGAGAUUCCCUGUCCUAACCAGAGGAGGGCAGUAUUUGUAAAUAGUUAACACUGCAGUGUGUCAGCAAAGCUUAACACGGGUUGUGUGGCACAUGCUAUCUGUUAAACUUUACCGAUGUUAUGCUACAUUUUGAGUUGGCAUCAAAGAUAUACAAAUAUAAGUCCCAUGGUGCAUUGCAUUUUUGUGCCUCAGAAUAUAUUGAGACUAUUUAAAGAUAUUAUCUAUGCAGUUCUGUGCUCGAUUUUGCUUUGCUUCAUGCAUAACACUUCAUUUGAGGACCUCUACCUUCAGAAUGGAACAUUGUGCUUUUAUCUAACAAUUCAUCAUUUAAAAUAAAAAAUAAUAUAUUAAC
Molecule: messenger RNA, 4450 nt
Organism: Gymnodraco acuticeps
Lineage: Eukaryota; Metazoa; Chordata; Actinopteri; Perciformes; Bathydraconidae
Gene: krt222
Product: keratin 222
Exons: 12
Coding region: 678-2237 (519 amino acids)
Source: RefSeq, a predicted model, not a curated record